GCCAUUUUGGCUCAAGCCAUUGGGCUCUGAGACUGGCCGCGGUUCGCCCUUCCCCAGGGUUCUGCUUACCGUAUCUUUCGCUUUUCUUCGGCAUGGCGCUCAUUCAGCUGCCCGUUGCGCAGGCAGUCUUCGGAGCGGCUCAUGCUGGCAUGGAGUUGGGCUUAUCGGCCAAGGCCAUGGGCAACUUGGUAGCAGCAGCGGCGCGGGGUGCGCUGCAGGGCGUGUCCGCCAUCUCGGUGGCGCACGUCGAGGCGUUUGAGACGGGCUCCACCCUCGACAAGCUGGAGGAGGCCCUACACGCCGUGAAGAAGGGGGUAGGGAUGGAGGCGACGCCGUCCGCCCUUGAGGCCAAGCAGCAGUUUCGGCAGUUGGGCAAGUCCGAGCUCGCGUCCAAGCUUGGCAAGCUCAGCAAGAUCCGCAACACCAUUGGGCACCCCCCUGCAGGCCUGGUGUGCGACAUUGCGCAGGCCUUCGAGGAGGAGAAGGAGGUAGGUAAACCAUGCACUGUCUUCUCCACGGGCUGCCAGGAGAAGAAGUUGAAGGACAAGGUGAAGUCGAAGGGCAAGAAGAUCGUGGACGCGCAGGUCGAGGCUGGGGUGUCGCCGAGUGGCGUGGAAACCAAGUGCGACGUGGCGGCCCCACUGGAGUACGACGCGAAGCAAAUCGAGGUCGCGGUCGUGGAGCCGCCGCCCAACCUCAUUGACAUCUUGCUAGAGAAGAGUCGCGAGGCCGUCGAGCUGAAGCGUCACCUCGAGCUCGCACAGGCUGCCCAUCUCGAAGCGGCUGAAGCCGCCGUUGAAGCGGGGCUGGACGUCCAGGAGGAAGUACGCCAGCGGCAACUCGCUGGGCAGCGUGAUGGGCUGGGUCAGGCGGUGGGGGUCCGGCUCCCCUUCGGUGGUCCCGCCGCUCUUCCCGGCUCCCUCAGGCGGUGGGGGCCCGCUAUUCCCCUAGCAUCGGCGUCUUCGGCAUCUCGUCGGUGUGCGAGUUCAGGUCGCCAGCGCAAGGGGCGCUGUGGCCGCGUGAAUUCACGCUCGGAGUGCGGAGGCUCGUGUUCCUCCUGCGCUCCGCCUGCUGGCUGCUCGGCGUCGCGGAGGCCCGUGUUCCUCCUGCGGCCGAGCAGCGCGACGAAUUCACGCGGAUGCGGAGGCUCGUGUUCUUCCUGAGUCCGCCUGCUGCUCGGUGGCGCGGAGGCUCGUGUUCCUCCUGCGACCCGAGCCGCACCGCCGUGGUGCUGCGGAGGCUCGUGUUCCUCUUGCGUUCCAGUGGCUCGCGAGGACGGGACAGGGUCCCGAUUGGUCAUUCCUCGG
Messenger RNA from Prorocentrum cordatum, 1307 nucleotides. Lineage: Eukaryota; Dinophyceae; Prorocentrales; Prorocentraceae. The record is from the annotation of a GenBank genome assembly.